Vespa velutina is the source of this 7363-nucleotide messenger RNA. Its product is annotated as cilia- and flagella-associated protein 52. The transcript has 12 exons. Bases 2987 to 5434 code for a protein of 815 amino acids. The record is from RefSeq and is a predicted model, not a curated record. Gene Ontology annotation, biological process: cilium assembly. Lineage: Eukaryota; Metazoa; Arthropoda; Insecta; Hymenoptera; Vespidae. Gene Ontology annotation, molecular function: protein binding.
UUUCCUAGUCUCCUCGACGUCGUCGCUGCCGUCGUUGCUGCUUUUGCUACUGCUGCUGAUACUUCUUCUGUCGUAUUGUUCUUGGUUGUGGUCGUGGUCGUGGUCGUGGUCGUGGUCGUGGUCGUCGUCGUCUUCGUCGUCGUCGUUGUUGUCGUUGUUAAAGUCUUCGUCGUUGUCGUUGUUAUCGUCGCUGUCGUCGCUACAGUUGCCAACGUAGGUCGUGGUCGUAGCGAUUUUAAUCCCUUAUACUCCCUUUGUUAAUCUUUCCUGUUCUCUCUUUUGACUUUUCCGAAUAAUCAACGAUUCGUAUAAUACGCGAUUUUUUCGAACACGAAACCGGCGUCUCGUUCGACUCGACGACGUUCACAAAAUUCACGUACCUCCUCCUCCUCCUCCUCCUCCUCCUCCUUCUCUCUUUCUCCUUUUACACUCCCUUCUUUCGCCACCUCCUCCUUCUCUUCCUCAACCUCCACCACCACCUCUUCUUCCUUCUCCACCUCCACCUCCUCCUCUUCUUCUUCUUCUCCUCCUCCUUCUUCUCCUCCUCCUCCUCCUCCUCCUCCUCGUCCUCCUCCUCCUUGUCGCGCCAACAAAACGCGAUAUAUUAAUCCGUCGUACAGCUCGUGACGACGCUCACAGUUAAAAGCAACGGCCAACGUUGCCGUUGGUUCCAGCUUUUCGAACUAUCUGUUUCUUUUUUUUUUUUUUUUCCUUUUCCUCUCUUCACAAUGUGCUCAGCUAAAUUGUAUAAUGUGAAAAGAUAGAGAAUAAUGUAAGAUCGAUGGAGAAAUUAGACUGACAGGAGAGAAAGAGAUUGACUGACAGUUUAGAGAAGGAUAGACUUAAAGAAAAAGAGAUAAAGAAAGAAGAGAGAGGGAGACGAUGAGUCGUUUAUGCUUCUCUUUUACUCUCAAGAUACGCUCUCGCGCUCGCACAUGCUCACACUCUUACUCUCACUCUCUCUCUCUCUCUCUCUCACUCACUCUCUAUCUCUAUCUCUAUCUCUCACUCCUUUCCCCCGUUCGGUAAUUUACACCUUUGCGCGAAAAUAAACAAAAUGGCGACGAUAUAGUUACUCUUGGUGCCGUCCGUUUGUCUACCUAUCCGUUUCCCUUUCCUUCUCGAUUGACUUUUUUAUUUCUCUUUCUUAUUAUUUGCUCUAUUUAUUACCCGUAAAAUUUUGUCUUUGUGUUUUAAGCGAGAACUAUAACGACGAAUAGAAGACUCUCUCUCUCUCUCUCUCUCUCUCUCUCUCUCUCCCUUUCUUUCUUUCUUUCUUCUCGUUGCUCGACUUGAUGCAAUCGACAAGCUAAAACGAAAAAAUAAUAUAUCUUCAAAGGUGAUAGGUUGGCAAUGACCAAUCACAAUAUUCCUUUUUAUAUUCGUCCACUGAAAGUACCUUUAAUUAAAGCAUAUAUAUACAUAUAUAUACUUUAUAUAUAUAUAUAUAGUGUGUGUAUAUAUAUAUAUAUGUAAUUUUAGAUAAUAAUGAUUAGAGAAAAUAAUGAUUGAGUAUACGCUCUAUUAAAAUGCUUUGAUCUGAUUUAUGUUCGGCAAUCUCUAAAAAAAAAAUUUCCCUAGUUUUUAAGCUCUCUUAUUGACUGAAAACGAAGGGUAUCUAUGUAUGGGCUCAUGCGAACGAAAGAAUUAGAUUUUAGUAAGUAAAUUGAAUUAAAUAAAUGUUACUGGAUUUUUAAAAAUAUAAUAAUGUUCUAAAUGUUUAUUAAAAUUGAUCUAAUUAGAUAUAAAUGUUCGAAAAUCGAAAAAAUACUUUAUAUUAUAUCGUUCAAAUUAUUUUUAUUAACUACAAAUACGCGCGUCGCUUUAUAUAAAUAUAAUUACGUAGAUUUUUAUCCAUUCAUCAAGGUCAACCACACUAAUCUCGUCAAUGUUUAAGUAAUUUAAAAAUAACUUACCAAGAAAUCAAUCGAAUAUCGAUUUCAUUUCAUUUUUAUUUAAUCAGUAAAUGCUAAAAUUGAAACAAUUAUUCUGUCGUCAUUAAUCCAUUAGCAUACAAAAAUAAGAUUAUUUCGUUUCAUGUCUUUAUUUUCCUCGAAUCCUUUUUUUUUCUUUCCUUUUUUUUUUUUUUGUUCAAAUAAUUAUUAACAUUUUUAACAUUAAUGUAUGUAAAAUCGCGGCAUCAAACACAAAUAAUAUUACGUAUGAAUAUAUGUAUGUAAGUACUUGUGUAAUUUUAAAAGAUUCCAAUGUUAUCGUUUUCAUUCACGUAGUAACACUUCCGGCGUGAGUUUAAGUAUACUAUGAAAAAUAUAAUGAAUAUAUGUAUAUACAUACAUCUAUUACAUUAGUUUAAAUCAAGAAGUCUCACAAUGCCUUGAGUCGUUGGAUUAUCUAUUUAAGUAGAGUAAAAAUUCCUUUAAUAGCAUAUGUACCCUAUAUGUAUAAGAAGGUAUUAGCAGAUUAUUAAAAUCAAAUUUGAUAAAUGUAACUAAUGCAUAUGUGUGUAUGCAAGAGAAAAAAAAAAAAAAUAAUAAUAAAAAAAAAAAAACAAUAAGAAAAACAGAUAAAUAAAGAAAUAUAUAAAAACGAGAUAAAUAAAAAACAAAAAACAAAAAAAUGAAAGAUAAAAAAAGAAAAAAUCUUAUACCACACUUAUAUUCUAAUACUCGAAGAAUUUAUAUCUUUAAUAUUUAUUUCUAAUACGAUCAUACGAUGUAUUAUUAUAAUAAUAAGUUUUGAAUUUUAAAAACUUCUUUAAAAUAAAGAAUUUUAUACGUAUAAUUUUACUUUGAUACCUCCACGGUAACCAAUGGUACCAUACGGUGAUAUUAAUUUUCUGUCGAUUACUAUGGUAACGAUAACUACAUUAUUUACAUCGUGACACAUGCUACUUUGUCUCUAAGUAAAUUUCAAUCGAAUCAAGAGCGAGGAGUAAGUUGUUACUCUCUUUAACUUCUUUCAUUUUUAUUGAUUAUUAUUUAAAAAUAAAUAAAAAUCUUUUUACAAAUUGAAUCUAAUCAGAAGGAUGGAUAUUAAACCGCUUGAUAUAAUUGGAAUAAUAGGAUUUGAUGGUGUUACGAAAAAUGCAUUAAGAUUGCAUCCCGAUCAAGAGCAUAUGAUUUAUCCGAUGGGAAACAAAGUAACGAUAAAAAAUGUAGUCUCCAGUGAACAAUCCUUUUUAACCGGACAUACAAAUUUAAUUUCUGCGGUAUGUGUUUCUCCAUGCGGUAAUUUUGUGGCUUCUGGACAGAUAAAUCAUUUAGGAUUUAAGGCCAUGGUCAUCGUUUGGGAUUAUCAUAAUCGUACUGUAAAAAGUAGUUAUGAAAUUCAUAAGGUAAGAGUCGAAGACGUUUGCUUCACAUUGGAUAGCAAUUAUUUGAUAAGCCUUGGUGGAAGAGACGAUGGUAACGUUGUAAUAUGGGACGUACGAAAUAACGACGCUAUGUGCGGAUCAUUUGCGAGUAAUGAAAUAGCUGGCAACACUUACACAAUAACAAGAAUGAAUAAACACGAAGAAUGUUUUCUUACUGCUGGUGAUAGAACCCUUAAAGUUUGGCGAAUCGAUUCGAAAAGAAGAAAGAUAUAUGGCGUAAACGUGAAAGUAGGAAAAUUAAGACGUUCGAUAAACUGUAUCGUUAUAAAUGAAAAUGAUACUUACGCUUAUUGCGGAACAUCCUCGGGUGACAUUAUAAAAGCAAGAUUGAAUUAUCGUUCCGAAGAUGAAGAACAAGCGGAAUCGGUGAUGAUAGGUUGCUAUUCGAAGAUGUACAAAGGAUUGAAAAAAGUGAAUCAAGCAAAAGGCGAAAUAGAAUGUUAUGCUGGCGGAGUUGAGAAACUUUUGCUUCUAAAUGAUGAGAAAAUGAUUGUUGGCGCAGGUGAUGGUACAGUCGAGCUAAUCGAAAUUAUGGAUAUAGAUUUUAGUAAGAGCAAGUUCGCCAAACUACCGAGUACACCGCAAAUCAAAACUCAUCUUGUAGAAAAUGUCUGUGGUACUGUGACGUCAAUGUUAUUAUACAAGAAUGAUUUUAUAUUGGUUGGAACUGCCCUAAGCGAGAUCUAUCAAAUAAGAUUGGCCGAUUUCGAUAUGAGACUUCUCGUAACUUGUCACAACAGUUCCAUAUAUUCCGUCGUGUUUCCUUGGAAUUAUUCUGAAAUAUUUGCAACAGCUGGAAAAAAUGAUAUUAGAUUGUGGAGAUUAGAAACGCAAAAGGAAUUGCUUAGAAUUUCUGUACCUAAUUUUGUCUGUAGCUGUUUAUGUUUCUCUCAUGAUGGACGAAUGAUAAUUUCUGCAUGGAAUGAUGGUAUUGUAAGAGCGUUCACACCGCAAAGAGGUAAACUUAUCUUCAUUAUCCAUAAUGCUCAUAUAAAAGCUGUAUCGGCAGUCGUGAUAACGGCAGACGGGAAAAGAUUAAUCAGCGGGGGUUGCGAUGGACAGGUACGUAUAUGGGACAUAAAACCCGAUGUACAACGACUUGUCUCAAUUUUGAAAGAACAUAGAGGACCCGUAACAUCAUUGUGUAUAUCCUCUAAUAACGAGGAUUUGAUUAGUUCGAGUACGGAUGGUACUUGUAUAAUAUGGGACGUAAUACGUUGCGCGAGGAAGCAGGUUUUAAUGGGUAAUACGAUGUAUAUGGCCGCAUGCUUCAGUCCCAAUAGCAUACAAAUCUUAACUUGCGGUACAGAUCGUAAGAUUGGCUAUUGGGAAACGUGGGAUGCUUCGUUGGUUCGUGAAAUCGAGGGUUCUACCUCAGGAUCAUUGAAUUGCAUAGACAUUAGUCCUGAUGGACAAUACUUCGUCACCGGCUCGAACGAUUGCAUUGUUAAGCUCUGGGAAUAUCAUACGGCCAAUGUCACGCAUAUUGGCAUAGGUCAUGCAGCGAUAAUAACGUCAUGUAAAUUUAGCCCCAACGGCGAACAUAUGGUAUCGGUGAGCGCCGAUGGUGCUAUCAUCAUUUGGAAAUCCCCAUUUACAAUGGCACGUGUCAAAACGCCAUCCGUCAAAUCAAAAUCAUCGACUGCACGUACAGCAACUGUUAAGCCAGAGGAAUCUGAAGUGAAAUGCGACAAUUUAAAGCUGGACGAUUUAGAAGGAGAGCAUGUCGCUGGUAUAAACCAAAUGGAUGAGACUGCUGAAAGUGUUAGGACUACAUACCAUGGCGAUGAUCAGCCACAGCCAUGUACACGUGAUCCAGCUGGUAUACCUUCACCAAUUUGCUCGUGCAUCAAAGACAAGGAUACAACGUCGGUAAAAUCUUUAAAGGUACAAAAUCCAAUUGAAGUAUCUUCGGGUGGUUGUCAUUGCGCGAAAAAUAUUACGGAAACGAAAUCAUUGCUUAGUACAAAACGUAGCUCGGUAAAACCAAUUGAAACAGCGAAAUCUGCUUCGUCUAGCCAACGCCGUGCGUCUCUGCAAAGCAAUAAGAAAUCUGUAUUAAAAUCGAAAGUUUCGACUGAACGAAAAUCUUUACAAUGAGUAAAUAUUAUAUUUAUAUCCGAGCAACGAUCGUAAUUUAUGUUUUAUGUAAUUAAAUAUGGAUAUUAUUUUAUAUACACUUUUGUAUUUGUGUUAAAACAAAUGUUAUGAUUGAUUCAGAUCAAGUGUAACAUUAAGAAUUGAAAAACACAUUAUUCGUAAUAUGUCCUGAAAUAUCAGAAGUAAGAUUGGUAUAUCGUACGAAAAAAAAAAAAAAAAAAAAAAAAAAUAAUAAAAAUAAAAAAAAAUAAGCCAUAUGAGAUGUAAAAAUUAUUAUUUUUUAGGCAAGCCUUUUACGAAACUCUUUGAAACACAGUUACACAACAUAUUGUUCCUUUAGUCAUGCCCGUAAGGGCAAUCACAGUUUUAUUAAAAUCUACAUGAAGAAUAAUUUUACUUUUGAAGGCAGACAUAUUGGAUAGAUAGUCGAGAUAAAUCUACGCAAUUGUAUGAUUGUCGCUGGAUAAAGCACAAGAUUAUAAAGAGGAACUCUAUAUUACAGAAUUCAACAAUUUUUUUAAAAUUAUUAUCGUACAUACAUAUAUAGUAUAUAAGCAAUAACAUAUUUUUCAUUUUCGAAAUCCAAUUGUAAGUCAAAAAAAUUCUUUAGGAUUUUUUCGUUUCCUAUUAUUAUUAUUAUUAUUAUUAUUAUUAUUACUUUAAAGAUUUUUUAUGUUGAUACGAUCGAACAAAUUACUAUUUUUUUAAUCGAUCAUAAGUUUCGCAUAUUUGAAAAAGGACAAAUGUAACAAAUGUAAACAUUGAAUUAUAUACAUUAUUAUAAAUAUUUGUAUGAAAAUUAGUAUUUUCAAUUGUAUUGAAAUUUAAUGUUUGCCUUAUACAUCAUUAUCGGUGAUGAGUCAAUGCGAAAAAGUGACAACGCCAGUGGCGCAGGAUAGACAACCUGUCUCUGUUGCCAACUGCUGCCACUACGCGGCGCUAGUCUCUCCACUCAUGUCCGCUAUACGGAGCGAUAGAGAUUUUUUAUCAAUUAAUUAUCUACUUUUUUUACACAAAUUAAUUCUACAAGCAACUUAUAGUUGUCUAUGCAAUGAAGUAAUAUUUAAAUUUUUUAAAGAAGACCGAUCAAAUAAUAAUGUAACAUAUCAAAAAUUCACAUCAAAAAAUAAUUUUUUUUUUUUUUUUUAAGAACAUCGUUGGAGAGAAGAAAACUAAUAUAAAAACAAGAACAAACGUAUGCAUAGAAAAUAUAUAUAAUAUUUUUUUUUUUAAUUCUUAUCAUAAAAUAUGCAGUAAAACAUAAGCAAAGUCAUAUUAAAAAUAGACACAUUUUAUUCAACAUUAUACCUGCAUAAUCAGGUACAUAUUAUUUUGAUUUAUUUUGGUAAAGAAAUAAAAUAAAACUGUAUAUAUUAUAUGAAGAGAAAAAAAAAAAAAAAGAAAAAAACUAAUCUAUAUGAAAUAAAAAUCUUAUUCUUAGCAAUAUAUUAAACAUUUCAUAAUGAAUGAUUAGGAACAUAAUAUAUGCAUAAACUAAAUUGAUUAUAAGUAAAUAUAUAUGUAUAUAUCUACUUUAACUUAUUACUCUUAAGUGCAAUUUAUGUACAAUAUAAGAUAAGGAUUUGUAAGCCUCGAAAAGAAUUUAUAUUGAUAAAAAGUUUUUACCGUUAAUAAAAUGAUACCAUAUGAUGCUUAAGCAUCAAAGAAAGAUCACAGUUAACCCCAUGCUGGACUUUUGCAAUAAUGAAUGAUCAAUUUCCCAUCAGCACCGUAACAAUCGUAUAAGUUUUUUACUGUUUGAUCUGGUGCUGGUGCAAAAGUUUGAUUUACAUAAAGAAACUGAAAAAAGAAAAACAAAAGAAUAUAUAGAUAAAUAAAUUUGUAAAGAAAAAAAUUUUUUUUUGUUUAUAUUUCAUGUGACAUAUUUUAAAUAUUUUAUAGACUUACUAAUCUUUCAGAGGAUUCUAA